CCUAAUUCUCAUCUUCCAUAAAAGCAUACUCGUUUAAAUUGCGAAUCUCAAAGUAUCCAGCGAACGAAGGGUCCAGCAACAAACGGAAAAAAGCAACAAGAAAUAUUUUCACCUUCUCUCUCUUUCUCUCUCUCUCUCUCUCUCUCUCUCUCUUCCAACCGAACUCGAAUUCGCCAGCUCACUUGACAUAAAUUUCUCCGGCACUUGGCGAGCCACAGCAGCAGCAGGUGGAGGGGCGUCGUCGUCGUCGGUCGUCGUCGUCGGCAGAGAACACGAUAUACACACCACAGCAGUAGAGUCUACCUAUAGAGAGCCGUACACACAGAGAGACCGGGAGCGGGAGCGGCGGUGGCGGCGCAAGUUUACAGGGAAAGGGAAGUCGAAGGAGAAGGAGAAGAAAGCAGCAACACCUGGAUGACUUCCUGCAGGCGGUGCGGCUCCGGCAGCGAGUUCAGUCUUCGAGGACGACAGUCACGAUACGCUUCGCGCGCACGCACACGCGCACGCGCGCUUCGCAUUUUAUUCUUCGAGUUCUCGCAUAUUAUACAGACCCUACAGUUUUUGUGCUUCAAAAAAAAAAACGAUCGUUCUCGUAACAUAUAGACACUGACUUUUGGCGGGAAGCAUGAGGUUCGAUCGGCGCGAGAAAUAGCGCACGGACGACAGGUGCAUCGUCAGCCUUCACAUCAGCCAGAGAGUACGAGAACGAGUUCUGCGUUGCAUACGACUCGCAGUGUGUCCUUUGGAUUGUGCGCGUGCGAGGAGACGGAACACAUAGUUGGAACAUGGAGCUGAGAUUACUGCUGCUACUGCUGCUGCAAGCUGUCCUAGCCGCGCAAGCCUCCAGCGAAGGCGUCUGCGGCUACCCGGGCGCACCGGCACACAGCAGCGUUCGCUUCAGCGGACCCACGAUCGAGGACGUCAUCGACGAGGAGGAUGGCCCCUUGUCACCGAGAUCGAACUUGGCCGUUGGUACCGUGGCCACCUACGCUUGCGAGCGUGGCUUCGAGCUUCUGGGACCGGCUAGACGUCAGUGCCAAGAGGACGGAACCUGGUCCCCCGAGGGUGUGCCCUUCUGCGUUCUCAACGUAGCCGCCGGAAAAGCGCCGAUGCAGUCCAGCCGAGCCGACAGCGGCAUCCUCCAGUUGGCCGUCGACGGAAGCAGCGCCCAGAGUUACUCACCCCAGACUUGUACCCUCACGACCCCCGAGAGCAGACCCUGGUGGUACGUGAACCUGCUGGAGCCUUACAUGGUGCAACUCGUCAGACUGGACUUUGGAAAGUCCUGCUGCGGUGACGGCCUACCAGGCACGAUAGUCGUCCGCGUCGGCAACAACCGCCCGGACCUGGGUACCAACCCGAUCUGCAACAGGUUCACGGGUCCGCUGGAAGAAGGCCAGCCCCUCUUCCUGCCUUGCAACCCACCGAUGCCCGGUGCCUUCGUCUCGGUUCACCUCGAGGCUUCCGGACCGAGCCCGACGCCUGUGCAGCUCUCCCUGUGCGAGGCGUUCGUCUAUACCGAUCAGGCGCUGCCGAUCGAGCGCUGCCCCCAGUUCCGCGACCAGCCACCGGGCUCGACCGCGACCUACAACGGCAAGUGCUACAUCUUCUACAACAGGCAGCCCAAGAACUUCCGGGAAGCUCUGGCCUUCUGCAGAGCUCGCGGAGGUAGUCUGGUCGACGAGAGCAACCCUGCGCUGCAGGGCUUCAUCUCCUGGGAGCUGUGGAGGCGUCACAGGAGCGACACCUCCAGCCAGUACUGGAUGGGAGCCGUGAGGGAUCCCAAGGACAGGACCGUGUGGAGAUGGACCGGUAGCGGGGAGGAGAUUUCCGUGUCCUUCUGGAGCCUGCCCCAGGGCACGGAGGAGGACUGCGCGAGGUACGACGGCAACCGCGGAUGGUUGUGGUCCGAUACGCCCUGCUCCGUUCUGCUCAACUACAUCUGCCAGCAUCAACCACGUGCUUGCGGACGUCCCGAGCAGCCGCCCAAUUCGACGAUGACCGUCACGUUGCCCAGUGCCACGGAUAAGGAACCGGCGGUACGCAACUACCAGGUCGGUACCAGUGUCGAGUACACCUGCGACACUGGAAGUCUCCUGAUUGGACCCUCCAGUCGUACCUGCCUCGACACCGGAUUCUACAACGAGUUUCCGCCCGUCUGCAAAAGUAUCGAGUGCGGAUACCCCGCGAACAUCAAGCACGGAGGAUACACCCUGAUCAACAACACGGUCAACUACCUCAGCCAGGUCCUCUACACUUGCGAGGAGGGCUUCGAGAUGACCGGACGAGCGAGGCUUACCUGCGACAUCGACGAGCGCUGGAACGGUCCACCGCCUCGGUGCGAACCGAUCAGAUGCGACCCUCCGGCCACGGUCGCUCACAGCCAGAUCCAGAUCGACGAGAUCGACAUCGAGGACGUGACGACGCAGAAGCUCGCCAAGAACGAGACCAACCGGAGCCUCUUCGUCGGCAGCAUAGUCACCUACACCUGCGACAAGGGAUACCGGCUCACCGGAAACAGACAGCUGCUCUGUCUGCCGAGCGGGUCUUACGACAGGACGCCACCCACCUGUACCGAGGAGCCUCAGACCGCUCCAGCCCCGAUCCCGAAGGCCACGGUUCGACCAACCAAUAACCGCGGACGUCCCUUCCUGCCAACCCGAGUUCGCGUCCCGAGCUCCACACCAGCCGCCACGACGAGCAGCACAAGCCCAGCGAGCUCGACGACGACGACUCGCACGAGCACUUCGACCCAGAGGAGACACGAGCAACCGGCCAGCGUACAGGAGACGAUCCAGAAGAGGCCGAGCAUCGGACUCCAGAGACCGGCGAGCACCACGACCGAGAGGACUCCGCUGGUCCACAAGAACGUCGACGCCAGCGACCACCCACAGGACAACGAGAUAUCCGGCAGCGGAGUCGACAACGCCCACGCCGAGAUAGCCGGCGUUCCCGAGCCGAACGGCCCCUACAGGAUCAACCGAGCCGAUCAACCGGGCGCCCACCAAGCCAAGCUCAACCUCGGCGCCGUCAUCGCCCUCGGCGUCUUCGGCGGAUUCGUCUUCCUCGCGGCAGUCAUCACCACCGUCGUCAUUCUCAUUAGAAGAAACCGAAGCCGAGGAGGAAAGCACUACCGGCAUCGAGCCUCGCCCGACUGCAACACCGUCGCGAGCUUCGACAGCGGAUCAUCGGGUAGUCGAGGCGGUCUGAACCGCUACUAUCGUCAAGCCUGGGAGAACCUUCACGAGUCGGCUACCGGUCAGAAAAUCGGUUCCUCCAGCGCCGGCUCGAACCACGCGCCCUUGAGACGCAAGGAGACACUCGACGAGCCCGGCUACCGGGACAACUACCGCAACGGCAGCGCCAACAUGGAACGGGACGGCUCCGAGCUCGUCGUCAGCGACGUCGCCGCUUACGCCAGCAAGAGCAACGGAUCGGCCAAUCCCGAUAAGAAGAGACACCAUCAUCACCAUCAUCACCAUCACUCGUCGUCCUAUCAGUCCCAGUCGCAUCACAGAUACUGAGGUACUCUUGUACGCCGCUAUCUGACGCGCGUAUAAUCUUUGGAACUUGUUUUUCUUUUUUUUUUCGUUUCUAAUACGAGCGACGAGCCUUGGAAGUACAGCUCUCGUGCAUAUUAUUGCGUGUAAAUAUACUCACCCUACAAUUCUUCCCCACCUAUCUCCACGCUUUCUCCGCCACUUAGAACAAUUUCUGUUAUUUCAUCUCUCGCGUUAUGAAAAAUACAUACAUUAUACCCUUUCUCUUUAAUCUCGUAUAAAACUGCGCACACGCAUACUCGUGCGUGUUGCAGCGACAAUAUAGAUCUAUUAUUACACGCUGGACGCGACUGGUCGAUCGACAUGCCAAAAAGCACAGAGUAAUAAUAUAUAAUACAUAGAAGAGAGAGUUUUCAUAUAUGAUUCAUAAUACCUCUAUAUACAAAUAAUAAUAAUAUAUAUAUAUAUAUAUACAUACGCACUCUAUAUACGUGUACAUGAAAAAAAUACGAUUCAAAUGACCAGCUUGAACGCUAUAGGGCGUGCAAAGAAUUUAACGAGAAAUACGUUGCGUUUAUAGUAUGUGGUGAAUUAUACGGUGAAUUAUCUUAUCCGAGAUCCGUAUAUAAUAGAUGAUCGGAAUAACCUAUCGUCGAGUGUGUUAUAAUCGCAAUACCGAUUAUUACAUAAUACACGAGUUGAUCCGCUCGAUUUCGCUCUUGUCGGCCAUAUGUAUAUUAUUAUAUACAUACAUGGCCGCGACGAGUCAAGGAUUCGGGAUAAGAUAAGGCAGCUCCUUAUAUUAUACUGUGUAUCAAUGAAAAUCAUGUAUAUUAUUUUCGCGGCAACCCUUUCAAAAACCAAAAAUAUAGUCAUAUAUAUACUUUUCAAUGAAAGCGUUGUUUGCUAUCAACGCGAGGAAUCGUCGUCCUUUACAUAAUAUAUUAUAAAUAUAUUUUAAAGUGUUAAUUGUAUUUAUAGUCUUUUAAUUGUUAUGUAUUUGUUACACACCGAUAUGUAUAUGUUGACAAUUAUGCUGAUCCGUCUCUCCCCAUCAUCAACUUCUUGAAUUUUUAUCUCAAUAAUAACCUGAUCCUUCAUCAUUAUUGCUAGAUUUUAAGACUCUUAUGGCAUAUUCUGUUAAUGCGACAGCGUCGACUGCAAGUAUAUCGUAUAAAAUAUAAUAAUACAACGAUUAUAUUUGCGAAGAGUAUAUAUGUAGAAAAUUGUGUGAAAAUCCUGCGAUGGCUACUUUGGCCUUCCCUUGUGCAAACUAUAACAAAAUAGUUUUGAAAAAUGUUAUCCAACUUUGAGUAUACAUCAGGAAUCGUGUACUCCACACAUGUGUCAAGGAAAGGCCGACGUUAUCCAUUCAAAAGACAAAAUUACCUAGUGUAAGAGAAGCUAAUAUAUAUAUAUUUUUAAUGAUUUCGUGCUAAGUCUACAAUUAUUAUUAUUAAUCAAUUCAUUGAAAUUACAUCAUCGACUCUCGUGUCAUUAAAUUCGUCGAAUAUGUGUGUCGCGCAAAUAUACUGUUAGGACGAUAAGUCUUCAUUAUAUAGAUAUUUCGAUAUACUAUAUAUCUACACAUUGUAUUUUGUAAAAAGAGACCUUCUCAAAUUGUAUAUGGUAGUGCCAUUAUGGGCAGUUCACUUUUAUUAAUUUUGUUAGGUCGAUGACGAGCAUUCACUCUUGCUCCGCAUAUACAUAUGUACUUACUCACUCAGAUGUAAGGUAUAGGUAUUUAAGUAAAUAAAUAAGAUAAUAUAAUGGUUA
Molecule: messenger RNA, 5276 nt
Organism: Nasonia vitripennis (jewel wasp)
Lineage: Eukaryota; Metazoa; Arthropoda; Insecta; Hymenoptera; Pteromalidae
Exons: 10
Coding region: 786-3524 (912 amino acids)
Source: RefSeq, a predicted model, not a curated record